Messenger RNA from Camellia sinensis, 975 nucleotides. RefSeq lists its product as uncharacterized. The record is from RefSeq and is a predicted model, not a curated record. NCBI's taxonomy places the organism in Eukaryota, Viridiplantae, Streptophyta, Magnoliopsida, Ericales, Theaceae.
AUGGACAAAAGUUGGAUUGCAUUAGGUAGCACAGUUGAUGGAAGGAUAAGUCGGGCAUAUAAUGAUGGGGUAAUAUCAUUUCUUCGUUUUGGAAUGGCGGUUAUCGAUCAAGAUGGUAAAAUUUUGUGCCCUUGUCGAAAGUGUGCGAAUGUUGUUCAUCAAAAUUUUCAAAUUGUUCAAAUUCAUUUGCUGCAACAUGGGAUUAUUCCAACUUACACUAUCUGGCAUGUGCAUGGGGAACCCCGUGAAUCAAACGAGGCUUAUCAUCAUGAUAUACCCGUUGAGGGCAAUGAGGUUUUGGGAGGUAUUGAUGCCUUAGUGGAAGAUCGAAUAAGAGGGGAAUCAACUAAUACAACUCAAGAGGAGGAGGUUCGCACUUUUGAUAAAUUAUUGAAUGAUACCAAAUGUGAGGUGUACCCAGGUUGCACAAAUUACACUUUGUUAAAAUUUGUCAUCGAGAUACUUAAUAUGAAGGUAACAAACCAUUGGAGUAAUAAGUCAGUUGACAUGAUACUAGAGUUUUUAACAAAACUUUUACCGAACGAUAAGUUGGUUCCAAAGUCAACUUAUGAAGCUAAAAAAAUACUACGUGAAUUGGGUUUGUUAUACGAGCUCAUUGAUGCUUGUGUAAACGAUUGUGUGCUCUUUUGGAAGGGGAAUGCAACACUAGAUAAAUGUCCAAAUUGUAAGGCUUCUAGAUACAAGACAAAUCAUGGUAGAGGUAAGAAGAUCUCUCGUAAGGUUCUUCGAUACUUCCCGUUAACACCGAGAUUGAAAAGGUUGUACAUGUCGAGGAAGAGAGCCGAGGAUAUGAAAUGGUUCAAGGAAAAACGUCUAGAUGACGGUGUAUUGAGGCAUCCUGCAGAUAGUGAUGAGUGGAAGGAAUUCGAUACACAACAUCCUGAAUUUGCCUUGGAGCCUCAGAAUAUGAGGCUAGGGUUGGCUACUGAUGGUUUCAACCCUUUUGAAAUAUGA